Ricinus communis (castor bean) is the source of this 363-nucleotide messenger RNA. RefSeq lists its product as uncharacterized. Bases 1 to 363 code for a protein of 120 amino acids. The transcript has a single exon. NCBI's taxonomy places the organism in Eukaryota, Viridiplantae, Streptophyta, Magnoliopsida, Malpighiales, Euphorbiaceae. The record is from RefSeq and is a predicted model, not a curated record.
AUGGAAACUAAAGCCAAACUCAAUCUUGAAGAUGGAGAUCCUUUAGAUGAUAUAGGGCACUAUCAGCGCCUAGUAGGAAAGCUGAUUUAUCUCACUGUCACUAGACCGGAUAUCACUUAUGCAGUAAGUAUGGUAAGCCAGUUUAUGCAUGCCCCUCGCACAAGUCACCUAGAUGCCGUCGAUAGGAUCCUUAGGUACCUCAAGGGCACACCCGGCCAAGGUAUUUGGAUGAAGAACAAUAAUAUGACUGAUAUAGUUGGUUUUUCUGAUGCAGAUUGGGCCGGAAGCUAUGACAGAAAGUCAACUUCUGAUUUUUGUAUCUUUGUAGGAGGCAAUCCAGUGACGUGGAAAAGUAAAAAAUAA